Apaloderma vittatum (bar-tailed trogon) is the source of this 5906-nucleotide messenger RNA. It is a transcript of the gene CPLANE1, whose product is annotated as chromosome unknown open reading frame, human C5orf42. Gene Ontology annotation, biological process: cilium assembly. Gene Ontology annotation, cellular component: ciliary transition zone. The annotation marks the transcript as partial. The transcript has 30 exons. The record is from RefSeq and is a predicted model, not a curated record. Lineage: Eukaryota; Metazoa; Chordata; Aves; Trogoniformes; Trogonidae.
AUGGAGAUUAAGCUAGAUGUUGUAAUCUGUACGUGUAUCAGACAAAAGAAACCCUGGCCUCGCAUCUCAUGGAUUGGCCAGGAAAAAGAGGCUAUUUUUCUUCUAGAUGAUAAACAUAUAAAUGAAAUUAACCUGGCAUCAGGGAAGACAAAGAAGAAGAUUCCUCAGCUGCAGUCGUUGUUGAAAAAUGUAGUUGUUUUGUCAACAUCAAGAAAUGGUGCUUGGUUGGCAGGAAUACUUGCAACAGGAGAGCUGUUUCUUUGGAAUAAAGAUCAGGACUGCUUGAAAAUUGUGCCAGCAAUUGAUGAAUCUAGGAAAGUAGUUGCAGCAGCAGGAGAGUGUUUAAUGAGAUUGUACUUGUAUGUAUCUGGAGAUGGCAGAAAGGCACUAUUAACUACUCCUACAGCAUGUGUCUUUUUGUGGGAGACCACAGAACAUGAAAAUACAUCCUCUUAUAAAAAUUCUUCUGGGCGUUGGACUCAAAUUUUGCCUGAUGAGUCAGUUAUGUUGCCUUCUACUGAAGAAAAAGAAAUCGGAGUGCAUGCUGCUUUCAUACAGAAUGAGAUACUGGGUGAUUGCUGUUUAUGUUCUUUUGUGUUCUACUCUGGGGAGUCUUUGGUGCUCACAUUUUUGAUUCUUCAGUGGCAUGAAAAUAGCUUUAAAUAUGUUAGUUCUUUGCCAUAUGAGAUCCACUGGAUACAGCAGACUUGUUCUCUUGAUAGUUUGGUUCCUCAGUGUGUGUCUGUAAAGUCAAGAGGAGCUUUGCUAUGUGCAUUUGCGAGAGAUGGACUUCUGCUUGCAGUAGCUGUUAAUCAAACUGAUCCAAAGGCAACUCAGGUUUUGUUUUUAAACACGCUGAAUUUUGUAACUGUUUCGGGUAACCUUAAGGGUUGUAGUAGCAGGAAUAGCACAGUCCCAUCCAAGUUUAUCAGGUCUUACUGGAUUGGCGAUAUGAGUUGGACCCCUGAUAGCCUUUUCUUGGCCUGCAUGUUAAAACGUGGAUCUUUGAUUUUACUGACAUGUCGGGGUGAAUUGCUGACCUUGAUUACUUCUGGUUGCUCUGUGGAAUUUGGACCGGCAGAGUUUAUUCCAUUUCAUCCACUAAUAACAUACAGACAGCAGCACUCGUUUUGUCAAGACUCUAGUCAGUCUCUUGGUUCUUCAGCUUCUGAAAGUGACCUUAUGAGACAGAGAUUCUCUGUUGCUUCACAUUCAAGAUUACCCUACCUCAUUGUCUCUGAUGGAUACAUGAUAACAGUGCUUAGAUUUCCUAGCAACUUUUCACCAUCAGGAUUUAUAAGAUCUCUUUUGCUCGAUUCAACUCAACGGCUUGAAAAUACCCGUCAGAAUUUGUUGAACUCCAAGUGUAAAGGCAGACCUCUCUGCUUACAAUCACUGUUGUCUUUAAAAGCUAGUCUUCUAAAACAUGCUCAAACCCAAAGUCCUGUCUUUUCCACCAUUCCGAAAUUCCUGGAGGAGGACACAACAGAAAUGAGUGAGAAGACCGUGGACUUACUGGAUUAUGAAGAAUCAGAUGAGGAAAAGCAGUUUUUCAAGAGUCCUUCCAGCUUCUACAGCCAAAGAAUCCAUUCAUUUGUUGAUAAAGCUGAUGAAGGCCACUUAGAAUUUGCAUCAAUGUUUGAUACUAUCCACGCAAAAGACAACGCUGAAGAGAGAGAUAAGUUGUCAGUGGAACUUUGUUCCAUUUGGAAAAACCUCCUUGCUGCAUGGCAGAUAGGUAUUUCAAAAAAUGUGGAAGAGAAAGAUACUUUGCUGAAUUACACAGUGAAUUGCAUUAUCCAUUUUUUAAGCAUUCUUCAGUUUGUGAAAUGUUCUUUGCUAAAUGGAGAUGCAUCUUUAAACAAGUCUGUGAAGAGUACUCACUGGAUGCAAUGUGUCCUAGAAUAUUUUCAGCAGUGUUUAACUGUCUUAUACUGGCAUUCAAGAGCCGGUCUGACUGGACAUGUGGCAAAACUGACAUUACAGACUUUAAAACUGAUGCUUAUACAGCAGCAAGAUCAGUUGUUCUCAAAACACCUUUUGGCAUGCUUCUGUCUUUUGAAAAUGGUUUCUCAUACUCUAAGUAGUGUGUGUGUACUACAGUAUGAGAGUUUUUUAACAUCUCAUGAUAAUAGUCUUGUGGAACUUGACUCCCUCACUGUGCCUAUUUUCCUAGUUCUUGGUGAGGGUACUACUCAGCAAUUCAGCUCAAUGAUAUCUCAGCUUAGAGAGCCUCCACGAACAGUAAACCAUGAUGCAAAAACAGAAAAAAGGUUGAUUGUACUAUGGCAAUUUUUGUAUAAGAAGGUGGUUUGGUAUCAGAUGCAGCUGAACAGAAGAGAGAACAAGAACGCAGAAGAGGAGUCUGUUGUCUCAUCCCUUUUAAGUCAUAUACAGGCGACCCUUCAGUCCUCAGGAGUGGCAUUAGAGCAGCAUUUGAAGAUUAAUUGUAUAUCUGGUGAGGAAAAGUUCCUUUUUGGCUCAUACAGAGAAUCUGUGGACAUAUGGAAAAAAUCUCUUUGUGAAAUCAAGGCAAAUGGAGGGAAAAGAGCAUGUUUUCUUCAGAGUAGAUAUUAUCUUGCAAUAUUAUUUUGCCACCUAUAUCAGUAUAACUUGUGUGAAGCUCAGGGACUCUGUGAUCAUCUGGUAGGAGAGAUUCUACAGCGAUCACAGCUCUCAGUAAGAAAGAUGGAAGAAUUUUCUGAUACCAAGUUUAUUGAUCAUGAACUAUGGAUGGUAACAGAUGUUCAUACUGAAACUGCUAUGGCUGUGAUUCGAUCCAUGGCACGAUUCAUGGCAGCUUAUUUCACAAAUCAGCUACUCUAUAUCUUUCCCCCUCACAAUGUUGACAUCCUGCAUCCAGUUCACAUCAAACCAGACUUACCUCCUCGUAUGAUUCCACUGCAACACUGUUUGGUUGCCAGAGCAGUCAGGGACCAGAACCUUUCAUCUGUGUGGACAGCUGAGUAUGCUCUUGAUUUGUUCUUUAUUGGAGGACUCAUUCCAGAGGCUGUGUGGUUAACACAAAGACUUGGGGACUGGAAACUGUCCAUUUCAAUUGGUGUAGCCUACCAGCUGUAUUGCCAGAACUCUGAUGAAUUCCCAAGAUUGAAGAACACAGAAUGUCACCUGCCAUUAAGUUUAUCGCCAAUGCAGACUUUUCAGGAAAAGUUACAGUCUUUGUUAGGACAGCCAGUUACUUCUGAAACAUCAGGAUGUAUUAGAUACAAGCAGUUUACAGAUCCCAUUGAAGAGGAAGAUGCAAAUGUUCUUUAUAGUUCAAUACAGGAACUACUGAAAGCAGCUGUUAUGGCAGAUGCUGAUAUUCUCUCUGAGACAUUUCAGCUUUUGAUGGAUUCUGCCAAGGAUCUUAGUAGAAAAUUGUAUGGUUUAGUUCCAGAUGGGCUUUAUCUUCCAGCACCACCAUUGUACUGUCCUCAGCCAGCUUCUCUCAGUGAAGAAGACUGCAAUGACAUUCUUUUAAAAAUUGAGAAAGAAACUCGUCAGAAAGUGUCAGGAGUUCUUCAACGAGUUAUCUUGCUUUUCCGGGCAGCUCAUUGUUCAUGCCCUGCAGCACAGUGGUAUGUUGCACAACUGAAGUGGGCAAGAAAAGUUAUGCAGAAAAUUCGAAUUAAAGGAUCUCUUCCUCCACUGAGUCCAUUCCCAGAGACUUUACUUCGUUACUCCAAUUUCCACACCGUUUUCAAUAGGUCCACGUCUUCUGGAGACCACCAGUUUGAUGAUAUUUGCUGUAAAAUUUUAGGUUGCUUCAGAGAGCUGUGUGCAUUGUGUUGGAUGUUUCAUGUUCGUGAAAGAUUAUCUGACAACUGUAGACGGUACCAAACUGCAAGGGAGAAUAUUAACAAUCAUAAGAACCUGAAGAAGAAUGGACAUGAUGGCUCCACAGUUGAGCAUUGCCUGAAUGCAGUGGAGUGGGCUUGUCGAAUGCUUCCUUUCUGCAGAUUCUUAAAUAUUGAAGAAUUAGUUCAAGAUAUAAUUUUGAGUCUACUUGGAGAAUUGCCGCCAGUGAAAAAGGUGGCAGAGGUUUUUGUAAAAGCAUUUCCUAAUCCUGAAGAUAUAAGAGUUCCACUAAGAGAUAAAUAUCAUGGACUUCAGCAACGACUCAGACACAGUAUUGUUAAAGAAAGUGAAGAAGUGAUGUCUGUUGUCCUACAGGCUACUGAAAAAGUGAGAAUGAAGGCCCUGAGACGUGUAAUAAGGAACAUAGGCCCCAUAGAAAUUCAUAUUUGGGAGCCAGCAGAAGAGGGAGCCGCAGAUGAUGAGGCACACUGUUACGACAGAUUCUCGUUAGGCACUAGUCUAAGCAGAAGCACACUUACUGAUCUUAGCAGUCCUCAGAUAUAUAGUGAUGCUGACACAGCAGAUACGAUUUCUGAUGCUUUGUUUACUGAAGAUACAAGAACUCACAUAUCUUCACUCCAAAGGGAUAAUGUACAUCAUAGACAAGAAGAAGCAAGUAGCAGAAAUACUAAAUGCAAGAUAAAAGCUUUUAACUGGAAAGCAAAACAAAAAGUAUCUGGAAAAGACAUGGAUAAUGAAUGCAAUUUACCUGUAGUUGGUACAUGGGAAUUUGAACGUGAUGAUGAUGAAUAUGUUAUUUUUUUAGAACUCUUUUUGAGUUAUAUUCUUGAGAGAGAUCUGAUAAAGUACAGUGACCUUGGAAUUCCAUUUCUUACCAGUUUUUCUGGACUUCUUCGAGAGCAUGAGUUAAACUCUCUCCUUUUUGAUGUUCAUAAAACGCUAAAACGUCGACAAGGCAAAACUAGAAGUCAAAAUGUGUUUAGAGCAGGGUCUUGCUAUACUGUCACCCUGACUUCUUUUGAUCCUGAAACAGUGUCUGUCUAUAAUGAAAACCAAAAUAUUUUGGAAAAUCCAACCAUUGUCCAGUCCAUUGUACAGACAGCAGAACCUCAUGCACCUAACCUAAUGAAAGGAUUUAAUGAAGGAUUAUUUGGUUUAAAACACAAGUCAAUUUAUAGAGCUUCAAAUGACAAUCAAGGAGUCACUGUUGUUCCUGCAAGCCGGAGCUUUGCUGACCAUACUUUACCGAGCCUGCAGACUCAGGCAGCUCCUAAAUACAUUUACAGAACUGUUGAUUCACUUGAUAUUGUACCAGGAGAAGAACUAACUAUAGAAUUAAUGGGUAAGCUGGGUAAUAUUGCAAAAUUGAUUGAGUGGAUGAUCAGGUGGUCUGAUAAAAGAUUGCUCUGUGGCUCAAAUAAUCAAGAUUCCUUGGAAGAGUUUUAUCCAGUGAUACGUGUGAAAACAUCAGCAGCUGCUGUCCUUACUUCGUUGUGGCUGUUAGGACAGUUAUGCAAAGCUGGAUCUCGAGCAAAGAACAUAAAAUGUAAGAGUCCAGACGAUCAAUGUAUGAAGGAAUUCACGUCUCUAUCAGAAGUCCAGUCUAGGACAGAGAAAGAAAGUAGUAUGGAUGGAGGCUCUUCCAUACUGGCCAAUCCUCUUUUUGAUGGUCAGAGUGUACAAGCCUAUGAUGAUCUUUGUGAAACUCAUUUGGGAAUGUCUACAAAGUUAAAAUAUUCUGAUAAGAAGGAAAUUAAUCAUGGGAGUUGUUCUAUACCUCAUAUGACUGAAGAUCUUAAUGAAGUGGAACCAUUUGUUCCGGAAGAGUUAGAUGUAACAUCAAAAAGAGAAGAUUUCUUUGAGGAGGCAUAUGAAACUCCAAAGAGCUCCAAUAGCUCUGUCAAGAUCAAACCUGUAGAACAUCAAAGAGACAAGGUCUCUGUUUUGGAUGUAGAUAGUCCCCGAGAAGAUCAAAACGCAGAAAAAACAAAGGAAGAAAAGGCUAAACAGGAUAUCAUGACCGAAGUUCUUUCUAGCACCAUUUGUCACUCAUUCUCUUUAGAACAAGAUGCAGUAGUUGCCAG